Colletotrichum graminicola M1.001 is the source of this 297-nucleotide messenger RNA. Its product is annotated as DASH complex subunit Dad3. The record is from RefSeq and is a predicted model, not a curated record. Lineage: Eukaryota; Fungi; Ascomycota; Sordariomycetes; Glomerellales; Glomerellaceae. The transcript has 2 exons. Gene Ontology annotation, biological process: attachment of spindle microtubules to kinetochore. The coding region runs from base 1 to 297 and encodes 98 amino acids. Gene Ontology annotation, cellular component: DASH complex; mitotic spindle.
AUGGAACAAGGACGAGAAUCAGCAUUGCUGCAUUCGCAGCCGGAGCUGACGCCAUUGGAGGCAGAAGUCCUGGAGGAGUACGAGAAGCUUGCGGACAACAUGAAGAAGCUCGCUUCCACACUGGAAGAUCUGAGCGGCUCCCCGAGCACCGAAAUCCUCGACGGCCUGCGUGAGCUGGAGCGCAAAACAAGCCUGGUCUUCACGCUCCUUAAGGCGAGCGUGUACAGCAUAGUGCUGCAGCAGGAGAUUGACUGGGGCGACCGGGCGGAAAGCCAGGGCGACGAGCAGGACGAGUAA